AUGCAACAGAGAAGAGCUGACGCGACAACCCCAGAGAGACAUGAGCGUCAAGACUCAAACCGAAGAUCCACAGAAGCAGCUAGAGCGGAAGAAAAUACCCCCCUCCGAGAUGCACGGCGCGAAGCGGAUCGCAAUGCGACACGAGGAGCUAGAGCCGAGGAAAUUACUCCUGCUCGUGAGGCGCGGCGAGACCUUGAACGUCUAUCCACCCAACGAUCAAGGGAUGCACAAGACACACCGACUCGGAAUGCCCGGCAACGAUCCGACGGCCAGGCUCGAACGGCUUCUCGGCAGCUCUUCCCCCCACUACCCGAAUCCUCGCCUUCGUAUUGCGAUCUCGGCAUGGUCCAUAUUGAGUGUUCGCACUGCAAAGCUCUGCAUUUCGUCCAAGAACGCAUCGUGAGCAGCUCUGCCGCAAGGCCCAUGUUUUCCACAUGCUGUGCGAAGGGGAAGCUGUCACUGCCCCUUCUCACCGACCCGCCAGCUCUUCUGCGCUCUCUUCUCAUCGAUGAUACUCCAAGGGCCCGCCGCUUCCGUAAAAACAUUCGAGCAUACAAUUCAGCGCUGUCUAUGGCGUCCGUGGUCGCCAAAUGGGUGAACAGAGGGCCCGGUACUUCCAAUUUUAACCCCACAAUGACGAUGCAGGGCGAGAUGUACCAUUACAUGGGUCCCAUGAUGCCAUCCGAGGGGCGGGCGCCUUCCUUUGCUUCCGUUUACAUUCACGACACUGACUACGGUACUCAAACGCGCACAAGGCUUGGCGGAGCCUCUACACGGCUGGAAGACACACUGUUAAUGCAACUGACGCACAUGCUGCACGAAUGCAACCCCUACGUGCAGACUGUUCUCAGUAUGCGAGAAUGGGCUCAAUCCCCUCAACCCAACACUCCAGCCCCGUACCAGAUGGUCAUCCAUGCCGACCGCAGGCCAAGUCAUGAGCACGUGCGCCGGUACAAUGGUCCCGAAGCUUCUGAAGUGGCAGCAUUGAUCCCUGGAAAUGAAGACGGAGAGAUUGGGCGAAGAGAUAUCGUCGUGCGCAGGCGAGGGACUCUGAACAGUAACGGGAACGAAGUGCUGGAUCCGAUUUCAGUCAGUCAUCGUGCAUACGAUCCGUUGAGUUACGUGCUUUUGUUCCCGAACGGUAGAGAUGGAUGGUAUCCAGAGCUUCGAUUCUCCAGUGAUGACGACGGCAGAUAUACCAAGAUUACUCCGAUGAUGUACUACGGAUGGCAUUUGUUCGAAAGAGCAGGCGAGUUCAGCACAAUCUUGCACGCAGCGCGACUCUUUCAGCAAUAUUUGGUUGACCAGUUCUGCAAAGUGGAGGCAGAAAGGCUUUCGUAUCUCCGCCACAACCAGACACAGCUUCGAGCCGCCGACUACACCUCACUGCGCGACAGCCUAGGAGACUCCGGUCGUGCUGAAGAUGAAGCCGAUGCUGUGCGUGCGGGACAACUGUUCAUUCUCCCUUCCACGUACAUUGGAGGUGACCGCUACAUGAGGCAGCAGAUGCACGACAUCAUUGCUAUAUCGAACCAAAUUGGCCACCCGGACAUCUUCCUCACUAUGACAUGCAAUCCAAGCUGGCCGGAGAUCACAAGACCCCUACUGCCGAACCAAACGCCUCAGGACAGACCGGACCUGUGCGCACGUGUGUUUCGUCUCAAAAUGAAAGAUCUCAUGUCCUUGGUCAUCAACGAGGAAGUAUUCGGAACCGUCGUUGCCCAUGUACGAGUCAUCGAAUUUCAGAAACGCGGUCUUCCCCACGCUCACGUUGUAUUUUUCCUAGAUGAAGUCUCCAAGAAUGAUCUGCAUAUGAUUCACAAUCCAUGUGGAGAACGCAAUCCAACAGCCGUGUGCAUGGGCGAGCAGUACUGCAGGAAAGAGUUUCCAAAAUCGUUCAAACACGAAACCAGCCAGUCCGACAGUGACGUCUCCAUCGAGCGACCCUCCCGUGUUGGCCGACGACAGCAAUCCGUCGUGGUUGACAACUCCUGGGUCGUUCCCCACAGUCCUCUGCUUCUACGAUCAUUCGCUUGCCAUUUGAAUGUGGAACUCUGGGUGUCACGCGUUGGCGGAAUCAAGUACCUCUUCAAGUAUGUUUGCAAGGGACAAGACCGAGUGACCAUGGAAAUCACUGCCGAGAACGAGUGCCACGACGAGAUCUCCAACUUCCAAGAUGCCAGAUACGUUUCGGCAUCGGAGGCCGCAUGGAGGUUAUUCUCCUUUGACAUUGUAGAUCGCAAUCCUCCAGUGGUCAGACUUACGGUGCAUCUGCCCAACCACCAUACAGUAUACUUUGAGGAAGGGCGAGAGCAGGAGGCGGCGCUUCGACCAGCAUCAGGUACGAAGCUGACCGAGUGGUUUAAAGCCAACGAGAAGUACCCAAGCGCGAGGCAUCUUCGGUACCACAAGUUUCCAAGGUACUUUACGUGGAAGACACGCACCAAGUCAUGGACCUACGAUUUCAGUGGUACAGGUGCCAACGUAGUCGGUCGAAUCUACACUGUCAGUCCGAGGGAGGGUGAGCGCUACUUUCUUCGCCUCCUCCUCACACAAGUGCCAGCGGCAACAUCCUUCGAGAACUUGCGAAAUAUCGACGGCGAGCAGUGCACCAGCUUCCGACAAGCUUGCUUACGACUCGGUUUGCUGGCCGACGAUGCCGAGUGGAAGCACGCAAUCCGAGAUUCAUUCCGGUCAAGCUUCGUUCCUCUUUCUCAUCUGUUUGCUACGAUUCUGGCACACUGCCAGCCUUCGGACCCUCUCUCGCUGUGGAACGACCACCUGGACAUGUUUCUCACCGAUAUUCGCAAUCGUGCACGCAGACAACCCAUUCGAAGACAGCAGCUUCGCGAUGAUCACCACGCCACAUCUUACGUACUUCGAGAGGUACAGGAGGCUCUGCAGACCCACGAGCGCAGCAGUGGGAAGGGCGACUACAGACGUCACUUCCUUCGUACGCGCCGUAAGCAGGUCAUCGCUGUCGCUACGUCUGCUGUUGCUGCUGUGCUGCUCGACGGUGGACGCACCGCUCAUUCCGUGUUCAAGAUUCCCAUUCCUGUAUCUGCCGAAAGCACGUGCAGCUUCUCCGCAAACUCCGACACAGGCCGUACACUGCAACAAGUCGAUCUCAUCAUAUGGGACGAGAUCGUCAUGUGCCAUCGACAUUGCAUUGAGACUGUCGAUCGCUCCCUUCGCGACUUGAUGCAAACCGACCGGCCCUUCGGAGGAAAGUUCCUCGUGCUCGCUGGAGACUUUAGACAAAUCCUUCCCGUCGUUCCGGGCGGGUCCAGAGGUCAAAUCGUGAGUGCGUGCGUCAAGGCUUCCCCGCUGUAUCGAGAGUGCCGAUUCCUGCGCCUUACCGAGAACAUGCGCCUUGCUGCUCUCCGAGCGGACCCUGCAGCAGAUGUGGAGGCUCUCAACUUUCCAGAAUUCCUCCUCAGCGUCGGGGAAGGCAGACUUCAAGGCGAACAGCGCCCGGAAUGGAUCUCACUACCACAGUCCGUUGCGUUCGAGCACACCAUCCGCAAUUUAUGCCUCAAGGUCUUCCAAGGCAUUCGAGACAAUCACGCCGACCCUGCCUGGCUCACCAAGCGCGUUAUACUCACCACAAAGAACAGGCCGCUCGAGGAAGUCAACGAGGUCAUCGGCAACAUGAUUCCGGGAUCGUAUCGAACGUAUUUGAGCGCAGACAAGGUCGAGAACGAAGACACCAACGCGCUGAUCUAUCCCACAGAAAUGCUCAACACCUUGAUCGCCGGAUCUGCUCUACCAGACCACAAGCUCAAGCUCAAGAAAGGCUUCAUCGUCAUGCUUCUGCGCAAUCUCGAUCCCGCUACCGGUGACGUCAACGGCGCGCGAUAUGUCAUCGAGAACAUGACCAACAACCUGCUCUUUCUACACGUUACCACCGGGUCACACCAAGGCAACAGACUGUACGACAACUUUCUCAUCCCUGGCUUCACCCGAACGCAGUUCCCCAUUCGCACGUGCUUCGCCCUUACAACGAACAAAGCGCAAGGCCAAUCCUUCAGUGGCCGCAUUGGUCUCGACUUACGAGAUCACUGCUUCUCGCACGGUCAACUCUAUGUCGCACUAUCAAGGACUACUCACCCAGGCAACGUCACUGUCCUCACUCGAGAGUCCAAUGAAACCACGCGAAACGUAGUGUACCCCGAGGUCCUUCAGUAG
Molecule: messenger RNA, 4188 nt
Organism: Chondrus crispus (carragheen)
Lineage: Eukaryota; Rhodophyta; Florideophyceae; Gigartinales; Gigartinaceae
Product: ATP dependant DNA helicase
Exons: 7
Coding region: 1-4188 (1395 amino acids)
Biological process (GO): DNA repair; telomere maintenance
Molecular function (GO): DNA helicase activity
Source: RefSeq, a predicted model, not a curated record